AUGGCUGUCAACAUCCUGGGAGUGGCAGUGAUGAUGGUUUUCUACCUGCUGGUUCUCGGGGUCGGGAUCUGGGCGUCUGUCAAGUCCAAAAGGGAGGAGAGCAAAAGUGCAGCUAACAAGAUGGACAUGGCCCUGCUGGGAAACCGAAGCAUAAACAAGGUGGUGGGGGCCUUCACAAUGACAGCCACGUGGGUUGGAGGAUGUUUUAUCAUGGGAUUGAGUGAGAUGACUUACACCCCCUCCAUGGGACUAACGUCAGCCAUAAUCAUGUUAACAGCUUUCUCUUUUUGUUUUAUUUUAGGUGGCCUUGUGUUCGCCAAACCCAUGAGAGACAACAAGUAUGUCACCAUGUUGGACCCUUUCAAUGUCAAGUAUGGGAAAGCAGUGAUGGCCCUUCAGUCACUGUGUGCACUGCUGAUUGAUUUUUUGUGGUUGUCGGGAUUACUGAUUGGUUUAGGUGGCACCACAAGUGUGAUUUUGGAUUUGUCCUACACUGUCAGCAUCUGGAUCUCUGUCAUCGUCAUCAUUGUCUACACACUGCUGGGCGGACUCUACUCUGUGGCCUACACUGACAUCAUACAGCUCGUCUUAAUAUUCAUCACCCUGUGGACCUGUGUCCCCUUUGUCUUCAUGAACCCCUCCUCCCUGGACAUCACCCAGACGGCCCUGAACUACACCUUUCAGGCUCCAUGGAUCAAUAAACUGGAGAGCAAGUUUGCCUGGACGAACAUCGAUGGUUUCUUAUAUCUGAUACUGCUGUUAUUUGGUAGCGAGCUGGCCUACAUCUUGACCUUCUCUCAACUCAUCUGCGCCUUGUUCUUCAGCAUCUCCAACGGUUAUGGUGCUGUUAUCGGCUGGGUGACAGGGCUGGUGUUAAGACUGCUGAGUGGAGUCCCAUUUCUGGGGGUAGCGCCAGUCAUACACUUCCCAGGAUGCACUCUUGAGGACGGCAUUUACGUCCAGUACGCUCCCAUUAAGACCAUUGCGAUGCUUGCUGCCUUCACUGCCAACUUGUUGUUCUCGUACCUGGCGUCGGUGCUCUUCAACAGAGGCCUGCUUCCUCAGUGGUGGGAUGUGUUUGAGGUGAAAGCCCCGCCCUCGCCACGACCGCUUACACCAACAGACGCUGAAGAAGGACACAACAAGAUGGAGAAGUUGGAUGAGAAACAAUCUCAUCAAGAAGCUUCAGAGCCGAUGAUUAGCACCACGUGUUAA
Seriola dumerili (greater amberjack) is the source of this 1215-nucleotide messenger RNA. Its product is annotated as high-affinity choline transporter 1-like. Gene Ontology annotation, biological process: choline transport; acetylcholine biosynthetic process; transmembrane transport. Lineage: Eukaryota; Metazoa; Chordata; Actinopteri; Carangiformes; Carangidae. Gene Ontology annotation, cellular component: plasma membrane. Gene Ontology annotation, molecular function: choline:sodium symporter activity. The transcript has 6 exons. The coding region runs from base 1 to 1215 and encodes 404 amino acids. The record is from RefSeq and is a predicted model, not a curated record.